Crotalus tigris (Tiger rattlesnake) is the source of this 5500-nucleotide messenger RNA. RefSeq names its product FKBP prolyl isomerase 9 (gene FKBP9). Gene Ontology annotation, molecular function: peptidyl-prolyl cis-trans isomerase activity; calcium ion binding. The record is from RefSeq and is a predicted model, not a curated record. Lineage: Eukaryota; Metazoa; Chordata; Lepidosauria; Squamata; Viperidae. Bases 1501 to 3282 code for a protein of 593 amino acids. The transcript is spliced from 10 exons.
AGCGCUCACGGAAGUCGCCUUAUACGCCGGCAUUUACGGUAGUUUAUUAUGUCACAUACAUGUUGGCAUGUAUUUUUUUAUUGUCACAUUGUGUUAUGUUAAACAUGCUUUUCUGUGUAUCUUUCAAUUUCUAUACUAUUUUUGCAUUCCCGUACAACUGUCACAACCAUUUGUCAGCACAGGUAGUAAACUAUUUCUUCUUUAAGAGGUUGGUGUGUUCUACUGAAUACAGUAUUAAUUUAUCCAAAUAUUUUCUAACCUACUUAAGUUUGGUUCAGACUUUCUUCUAGGUAAUCUAGAUGUAGCUUUUGACUUUUUCAGUUUCUGGUUAUCAGAUUAGUGGGGAAGAAAUGGAAUUAGUUACUAAAUAUGUCUUCUUAAACUUAUUUUUCAAGCCUAAUAAUUUGUCAUUAAAUUCAGUUAUCUUUGAAGGUUUUCACCAUUGUAGGAGAAAGAGACAAUAUUGUCACCAGCAAAACAUAUUAAGGUAUGUUAGGGUAAUUAAGGUAUUCACCACUUAUCUUUAUUUCUACCUUGGACCACUUCACCUUUUUGAAUGUCUACAAUUUGUAGUAAAGUAUAACACACAUAAGCACGCACACACAAACCAAUCCAUUUGCCUUUUGAAGAAAAAAACACAUUUGAGACAUUCCUUAGUAGUUUAGACAAAUGGAUGAAAACAAGUCCUUCAAAAUGCGAAGAAAUAUAAAUCAGUCUAGCAGAUAAUUUUUAAAAACUGCUUAUUGAAGGAUAAAAUCAGAAUAAAGAAGAGCAUAAUUAUAAAACGUAUUAGGCCAAGUUAGAUUUCGUUCCUGAGAUAAACAACUCUAGCUGUUUACUCAAGAUUACCGACUGAACAGAAUCUUGUGCAUUGGUCUUGGUUAGUUUAGUAAAUAAAAAAUGAUGCAGUAACUGCAAUAUUCCUAGAAAAAAAACAACGAGUUGUUUUUUUUUUAAAGGGGGAAACAAUUAGCUACCUCCCGUUUGCUCCCUUGGUUUGCUGAGGCUCCUCUUAUAGUGAGACGAGCAAUCCAAGGAGGAGGGAACGUGCUCCACGCGCUGCCAACACGCGAGCUUUGCUAGCCACUCGGGUCUAGGAAUGAGGCGGUGCCACGUAGCGACGCGAGGAAUGGAAGCGGAGGGGGGGGGGAAGAUAGGGAUAAACAGCCUAUCGGUGGGUCAAUCUCCCGCUCUUCAGGGUUGAACCGCCUUUUCGCUGAAGGCUGCUAUGUUUUCGAAGUCGGUGGUUAGGACACAUAGACCAAAUACCGUAAAGUCACGCUCCAAACUAAACGUUUUUGCAGGAAGGCGGCUGGUGGUCAGGCCUUGUUUUUCUAUCCCAAGAAAACUUGGCUGCGCCCCUCUUCCCGUGGCCUGGCUCCUCCCUUUGCUAAGCAGUGAAGGGGCUGGGAAUUCUUUCUCUCCACCCGCGCCCCCACCAUCCCCCUCUCCACGGUUGCAGUUUGGGGAAGCCGGGAUUUCAGCCGAAAUUGCUCUUGAAUGUUCUCCUCGUUGCGCUUACUUUUCGCCAUGGAUAUGCCGAGAAUGCCGCCGACCCAGAGGCGGCGACACCGCUGCUGCUCGCCCCUGCUCCUUGCCUUGCGAGUUAGUUGCGUAGCAUGCCAGGCUCCGCCGGUGCCGGCUGGGGAGACCCACUGGGAUGGAAAAGACGUGUUGAUCGAGCGCAAGUAUGUGCCGGGCAAGUGCCCGCGCACUGUUUUUUCCGGCGACUUCGUACGUUACCAUUACCAUGGUACUUUGUCCGACGGCAAGAAAUUCGAUUCCAGCUAUGACAGGGGCUCUACAUUCAAUGUUUUUGUGGGGAAAAAUCAGCUUAUUGCUGGGAUGGAGAAGGCUCUGCUUGGUAUGUGUGUAAAUGAAAGGCGAUUUGUAAAGAUUCCACCCCAUCUUGGAUAUGGAAAUGAAGGAGUUUCCAGUGUAAUUCCUGCAAAUUCAGUUCUGAAUUUUGAUGUCCUUCUGGUUGAUGUUUGGAAUUCUGAAGACCAAGUUGAAAUUCAGACAUAUUACAAGCCAGAAAAUUGUUCAAGGACAAUUCAGGUGUCCGAUUUUAUAAGAUACCAUUAUAAUGGAACAUUUUUGGAUGGAACACUAUUUGACUCAAGUCACAAUCGAAUGCGAACAUAUGAUACCUAUGUAGGAAUUGGGUGGUUGAUCCCUGGAAUGGACAAAGGUCUUCUUGGAAUGUGUGUAGGAGAAAAGCGCAUAAUCACAGUACCACCCUUCUUGGCAUAUGGAGAAGAUGGAGAUGGGAAAGAAAUACCUGGUCAAGCUUCUCUUGUCUUUGAUGUAGCUCUUCUAGAUCUACACAAUCCUAAAGACAGGAUUAAUGUAGAUAAACUAUAUGUGCCAAAGUCCUGUGAACGUCAAACCCAAAUUGGGGAUUUCCUCAGGUAUCACUAUAAUGGUACUCUUCUUGAUGGAACAUUGUUUGAUUCCAGUUACUCACGAAAUCGAACCUAUGACACCUACAUUGGCAAAGGUUAUGUGAUUGCUGGGAUAGAUGAAGGUUUGCUUGGAGCAUGUGUUGGAGAGAAAAGGAGAAUAAUAAUACCACCUCAUCUUGGAUAUGGAGAAGAGGGAAGAGGAAACAUUCCAGGAUCAGCUGUGUUGGUAUUUGAAGUUCAUGUGAUAGAUUUUCACAACCCUUCAGAUUCAGUUGCUGUUACAGCCUAUUACAAACCUACUAACUGUUCAGUGCUAAGCAAGAAAGGCGAUUACUUGAAGUAUCAUUACAAUGCUUCUCUCCUAGAUGGCACUUUAUUAGACUCAACGGUUAGGCUUGGGAAAACAUAUAAUAUAGUUCUAGGUUCUGGACAAGUUGUACUGGGGAUGGAUAUAGGUCUUAGAAAUAUGUGUGUGGGAGAAAAAAGAAGAAUUGUUAUUCCCCCUCACUUUGGUUAUGGAGAAGCUGGAGUUGAAGGAGAAGUGCCUGGAAGUGCUGUGUUACUGUUUGACAUUGAGCUGCUUGAUUUAGUAUCUGGCUUACCAGAGGGCUAUAUGUUUGUGUGGCAUGAUGAAGUAUCGCCAAACCUCUUUGAAGAAAUAGACAAGGAUAACAAUGGAGAAAUUCUUCUAGAAGAAUUCAAUAAAUAUAUCCAUGAUCAAGUCAACUCUGGCAAAGGAAAGCUAGCCCCUGGUUACAAUUCUGAAACAAUUGUGAAAAAUAUGUUCAACAAUCAGGACCGAAAUGGAGAUGGCAAGAUUACUUCUGAAGAAUUCAAACUGAAAGACCAGGAGCCACAGGGACAUGAUGAACUGUAACUUAGUUGGUUUAAAAAAAAAUUUAUGAGCCAAACUGCUGUUAGUGUGUAUAUACCAUAGAAAUGAUUUGAAAUCCCUGUGCACACUUAAAAAGGAUGUGGAAAUGAACAUGUCUUUGUGUUAAUUAAAAUACAAUAGGGUGUAAAAUUAAGAUUUUUUAAUGACAUUUAUAUUAAAAAUGCAAGUUGCCUUAAAACCAUUGUAAUGGGUUUUUUUAAAUAUGCAACCCACUCUAGUGACAUAUUCAGCUUUUUUUCAGAGAUGUGAAUUUUCUGGAAAAAAACUGGAACAUUUUCAUAUGCAAAUUAAUAUGAUUCACAUUUGUGUACUUUUUUCAAUAUUUAUAAUGGGCUGCAUGAUUUGAGGUGAAAAAAAUGGCCUAAGCUUGAACAUUAUUCCAGAAACAAAAAUAUGUGGAAAAGCCUGAGAUCACGUUAUUUGAGUUAAUGGGGCUUCAUCAAUUUCUUGUCUUAUUUUCUGCAAAUGCUUUUUAUUUGUUCAGGACAUUUUCUACACUGUGAUGUUUCUUUGACUUCAUGGCAUUUUUGGCACACUUUUUGCCUGCAAUACUUAAUGCUUGCCAAUUUUCUUAUUGUACUGUCUUAUAUCUUUUUUAGAUUAGCCAUUGUGAUUUCUAGUUGAAAUGGGGAACAAAUAGAUCAUCAAGGCCAUCUACUAAGGCCAGAAGCAAAAGUACAUGCAAAAUUGUCUGUGACUCCCUCCUGUCUGUUUACACAGAAAGUAGGACAAUGGAGUCCUUGCUGCUCUUUAAACUUUGUUGCUUGCAGAUAUUUCAUUACCCAACUAGGUAACAUUAUUACUGUUGGGGGGGGGCGUGUUCUCUUUGAUUAUAUGCAGUAGCUUGCCCUGCCAGUGUUAAUGGAGAUACAGGGCAAAUGACAGUAUAUACUUGUAAACAGGAGUAAAAACCCUUCCUCUACACACUAAUACUAAUGAUGUUAUCUAGUUGGGUAAUGAAAUGUCCGCAAGCAAACAAACUCAGAGAACAUCAAAGAUUCCACAGUUCAACCCACAUUUUUGAAGAUUUGAUACAAGGUACAAACUAAACUAAUUAAAACCAUGCCUUUUGCCCUGGAUUGUUACUUUCUGGUGGUAUACCACACUAUAACAGUUAAUGGGAAUAGAUCCUGAAAAAAAUGAAGAUAAAUUAUUUGGAAAUCUGUACAUUUUUAAAAUCAGUAUUUGGUGCAUUGGCAUUAGAAGCUUAUGCUUCCUUAAGAAUUGAAUUAUUCUGGUAAUGAAUUACUUCCCUUCCUCCUAAGUGAUGAAUUUUUAUCAUUUUAAACCAGAUAUAGGCAGCCUGCAGCCUUAGCUUGUUUUGCACCUAGCCAUAGCUUUCUGGAAGUAUUCCCAUUCUGCUUGUAUUGCCACCUCCACAGCAAUCAUUAAAAUAAGGUUACACUACUGCUUAGAUCAUGUCUAUAUUAGCAACUGCUUUGAGAGUCUUCUGUGUUUAGUUGUAGAGAAAAGUUAGAACUCUUAAGACUAGAGCUAUGGUGUUGGCUGCUUUGUUUUACCAAAGCAAUAAUCACGUGAUUUAAAUAGUAAGGAAUAAAUUGGCUGUUCUCUGCUAUCAGCAGUAGAGAAAUAAAAAAAACCUUGCACGUAAACUCAACAAAAUCUGGUGAAAAUAGGAUGGAUGUCAAUGAAGCUCUGCUUUUCCACUGCAAAGAAGAAUGACCCAUGCAAUAAAGGUUGCAUAAAUCAUGCUUCUACUGUAUGAAGCUGUUGAUCAAUGGUUCAGUUUUUCAUUGAAUAGUUAAAAAUGCGUGUUUGUCUUUUAUAUAUUUUAGGAAAAAGAAAUAAAAAUGAAUUAUUAAAAUAUGCAUGAAGGUGUUGAUUGCACCUGGGUAACUUAAUAUAGUCAAUCCAUCCAACUCUUCAAAAGUAUUUGAAGUGAAUUUCAGUUCAUGCUUUGUCAAUAAAAUAUUUUAAGUUAAAUAAUAAACAAAUUAGGAUAAAAAGUUAUUAAAGAAGGGAAGAACGUAAGGCCACUACCACUAGUAGAAAAUGUGUAAGUAUCUUCCCCAGGAUAAUGGGACCCAUAAUUUUAGAAAGGGGCUCAUUUUACAGCACUCCUUUUGAAAUAGUUUUAUAACAAGUACAAUUGCAUGGGUUUUCUGUGCUAUUAACACUAAUACCACGUUCUGUCAAAUGCAAUACAUUCUGGUAUCAUUAAAUAAAAUACUGACAAGGA